CAGUCUCGAGUAUAAAAGGGCCCCCGUCUUGCGCCCCCGCCUUGCACGCAUCCUCAUUACCGUUUUCUUAUCGCUCUGCUGCUUAUACUUGCCUAUAUUACUGUUUGAAUAGAGUCCUUGUCGUUUCUGCCAAGUUCUUGUUUUUUGCUUGUCCUAUAGUUUUUGUUUGCCCCCGUACAUAGAUACAUACCCUUGCUUAACACCGUCCAAAAAAGCGUCGUUCACCAUGCGCGUGCGUCUCGCCAGCCUUGCCGCCUUUUUUGUGGCCUCGACCGUAGUAGUGGCCAACCCGGUGCCUGUCGACAACCUGGUCGGUGCUGCUGUGCCUGAACAGUACAUUGUUGUGUUCAAGGAGGGAAUCAAUGAGCAGGCUCUCUCUUCCCACUGGAACUGGCUUCAGACCACGAUUACUCCCGGUCCGCAGCUCUCUGUUCAACAAGUGUCUGAUUCCGGCGUGACGCUCUCGCUGGGCAGUUCUAUUGGCAUAUACGGUGUUAAGCAUCAGUACGACUUUGGAAACUUCAAAGGAUAUUCUGCGAGAUUGCCUGCAGACGUUGCCAAGGCUCUAUCGGAUGAUCCGAAUGUGGCGUACGUGGAAGAGGACAAGAUUGUUAGUAUUCUUGGAUCACAGAAGAACCCGCCAUCAUGGGGAUUGCAGCGUAUUGACACACGAAAGCUACCCCUCACAAAGACGUACGAGUAUCCCGACUCUGCUGGAGAGGGUGUUGACGCUUACGUCAUUGACACUGGCAUCUUCAUCGACCACCCAGAGUUUGAGGGCCGUGCUCGCGUUGGAAAGAGCUUCACCACUGACGGCGAAGCCGAUGGAAAUGGCCACGGUACCCACGUAGCCGGGACAAUUGGAUCAAAGACGUAUGGAGUUGCAAAGAAGGUUAACCUGAUUGCUGUCAAGGUGUUGGAUGCGCGUGGAUCAGGAACGACGUCAGACGUCAUUGCCGGUAUUGAGUAUGUUGCACAGACUGCGCCUAGUUCUGGACGCAAGUCGGUAGCCAACAUGUCAUUGGGCGGCGGUGCAUCAACCACUUUGGAUCGUGCCGUGCAGGCCGCUAUCCGGGCCGGCGUUGUUUUUGCCAUUGCCGCGGGUAACUCUGGUCGCGACGCAUGUUUGUUGUCACCUGCUCGGGUCCCUGAAGCCAUCACUGUUGCUGCAUCUGAUAACACCGACCGUCUCGCCUCCUUCUCUGAGAAGGGCACUUGCGUUGAUAUCAUUGCGCCUGGUGUUGACAUUACAUCCACGUGGAACAAUGGGCGUACCAACACCAUCUCGGGAACCUCCAUGGCCACCCCACACGUUGCUGGUGUUGUUGCCUUGGCUCUUGCUGAGGGCAACUUUUCCAGCCCGGCGGAGGUUGAGACAUAUUUGAAGGUCGUCGCCUCCAAGGACAAGAUUUCUGGCAACCUUGCUAGAACACCCAACAACUUCCUCUACAAUGGCGUUACUGGUGGCAAAGUCCCUGACGAUGAGCCUGCAGAACCUGCCCCCUUGCCUCCAAACGACCCUGAGCCAGACCCAGGAGAAGGUGUCUGCCCCUUCCCCCAGUGUCUCUUUGACCCUGCUUGCACCGAAUGUUGCAUUGACUGCUUGUGGAAUGGCAAGAGCAAGCAUGCUUGAGGAGAAUGGAUAUAUGUUUGAUGGGACUGUGUAUUCUUAGUGAUUUGACGUGUGUGUUAUGCAAUGACCUCCAAAAGGGAUUGAUUAAAGAUACAAGGCCUCGUUUUUCUGACUUGUGACAAAGUGCA
This is a messenger RNA of Spizellomyces punctatus DAOM BR117, 1761 nucleotides long. RefSeq lists its product as uncharacterized. Lineage: Eukaryota; Fungi; Chytridiomycota; Chytridiomycetes; Spizellomycetales; Spizellomycetaceae. Bases 227 to 1633 code for a protein of 468 amino acids. The record is from RefSeq and is a predicted model, not a curated record. Gene Ontology annotation, molecular function: serine-type endopeptidase activity. Gene Ontology annotation, biological process: proteolysis. The transcript is spliced from 5 exons.